UGUGCGCUCCCACGUGUGCCCCCCCAGUUUUGAUGACUGAAAAAAAACAAGGUCCGUUUCCGUCGCUGUGUACGUGGCCACACCUAGUAACCGAUGACAUUGUCGAAAAUUAAACAGUGUCAAGUUGAAAACACAACCACCACCCCCAAAUUAAAAAAAAAAAUAGAAGAGAAAAUAUGAUGGUGGUUCUGUGAUAUUUGGAACUAGAAACAUCUUAGCAUUUUAGAUUUAAGAACUCUGUGACUUUUUUCCUCCAGAGGAACUCUAAAAAAUGGUUUUGUCACCUUGUGAGACUGGAAGAGACAAUAAGUAACUUUCACAACUAGCAACUGUCAUUUCUCAAACUGCCUCAGAAUCUUCUAGGUGCAACAUUCUGUUAUUUCUGAGAAAAUAUGAUCUUUCAAAACAUUCUACUUGUUCUUUGAAUAGUAGAAGCAAAGCUAAUCACCUUUCAUGAAGCCCUGUUUCCAGUACUUUAGUUUUAUCAGCAACCAGAACAAAGUCUCUGGUAGAAACACUCAGGGAAAGAGCCAAAGGAUCAAAUCACAGUUCUAAACCAGACACCUACUAUGAUGGGUAACAAUCAUCAGCUUCACCUGAUUCUUAAAAUCUCCAAAGAGAACAAGAAGUUGCUACCAGUCACGAAAGUGUUGUUAAAGGAUUACAAACUGGAAAAAAAAAAUUAUCUCUGACUGAUGGGUCACUACUCUAACAUGCAUCAAGAAGGAGGACACUCAGGGUGACUCUGCUUUAACCAACAGAAAAUGCAUAAGAAUUUUCAUUCUUACUCCUAGGUGAAAAGACAAAGUUCCUAUCACUUUUCUUUAUAGAUAAUAAAAAUCCUCAUGCAUAGGAUGAUAGCUUUCUGUAAGGGAAAUUUGCAACAGGAAAGAAUAGAAAUGAAGAAAGAAAAAUAAUAGAAGAGAGAAUUCUUAAAAGAAGAUAAAACUCCAGUAUCCUUAAGAUUACCAAAAUGUACAGAUUCUAUUAAUGUGCUCUGCAAUGAAGCAAUCUUGUGGAUUUGACCUGCUUUUGCUGUGUCUAAUUGAAUGUGGCUGUUGGCACCUAAUUUCAAGAGGGUUCCCAGUGCCGAUUUCGACACUGUGAAGAAGCCCUUGGCAGUGACACUGUGUGCUCAUUAUGGAGAGAGAGAAAAUGUUUAGAUCCACUUUGCAGAUUUAGACACAUGGAAAUGCAGCAAAAUUGCAGCAUUUCAUGUUUUUGGGAAACUCAGCCUCUUGGUUGUGUGAAGAUCAGUUGUAUCUUUUAUCACAGCAAACCUCGAAAUAUCAAUGGAUUAUUUUUGCCACCAAGUAGCAAUACCACACUACAGAAAGAAAGUCAGGAAGGAGUUCCACCGGUGAACCACAGUCAGGAACCUCUGAAACCUCAGGAUAACAUAACACGACCCAUUCAUCAUCCUUUAGUUUUAAAAACUAACUUUGAGGAUGAAGAGGAGGAAGGAGAGGAACAAAAUGAUUAUUUGGAUUUGGGACAAUUUAAUUUAAAAAAAAUAUAUCCUAUAGAUGCUUCUAGUUUAUGGACAAAGACUCCUGAAGAAAUUGAAGAAAAAAGAGCAAUAAAGGAGAUGUGUUAUAAAUCUGGUGAAUACUAUAGAUUUCAUACUCCUCCAGAUAUUUCAUCAUCAAAAAGCAUAGCUCCUACAGUGGAAAAAGAGCUAGAAAAACCUUUGGAAAAUGGCAGUGGAUUGCAGGAAGGGGAUGGUCUUACAGUUCCAACAAAAUUUAGCCUAUUUGAAAGGCAAGGUGAGAUCAAAACAUCAUUGGAUAGGAAACCAAGGACUGACAUUGCUACUCUAGAAAAUGGAGGAGGUGACUGUUAUGUUCCACAAAGGAUCAUAUUUCUUGGAGUAGAUGAAAGUGAAGCUUUAAGUGAAGAGAAGGAAAUCACCACACCAAAAUGUUCAAAUAAUAAAGAUAACAAGGACAGUCCUCAUCCAAAGCGUUCCCUAACUACCCGACUAGUACCUACAACGCAUGUAUUAAAUGCUACUGAGAAUAUCAGUAUGAAGUGCAGAGAGGACCCCUCUUCAAUGAAUGAUGUCCAGCCAGUGAGGAAGCCUCAUUUUAAAGGUGUGAAAAAAAGAAAAUGGAUUUAUGAUGAACCAAAGAACUUUCCUGGCUCUGGAAUGCGGAGAGCUGUACAGGUCCCAAAUCCCAAAAAUAAAAUGAGUUACCAUCAUAAUAAUAAAAACCGAAAUGCUGAGAAUUCAGCUUAUAUCCACGUGCAAAGAGAUACUGUCAGGACUGUCCCACUGAAUGCACCGCCCCGCAGCAGACCCCCGAAUGGAUCCUACCAUAAAGCUGAUGUUAACAAGGAACCCAAACUCAACCUCUGUUCAGACAAAUAUAUGUCAACUUCAUAUAAUGGUUCAGCCUGGCGAAAACGAAUUCCUUUUUCAAAACCUUAUUCAAAAACUGAAAAAAUAUAUCCAGAGCCAAGAAGAAAUGGUAGCAAGUAAACUUGGAGGUUGAGAGAAGAGAAAAAUGAGAAAAGAGAUAAGUGCCAGCCAUCAUCUGAUUUACAAUCAACAAUGAAAAUUCAAAGAAUGAGAUAUUCAAGUACUCCAUACUAUAUACUGGAUAGCCAAAGAUGAUAAAAUGCAAAUUCUGAAAAUAAGAUGCAGGAAGUACAUUGUGCUCUUUCAAAACUGAUAAAAAUGCAAAUUACAAACAGCUGCCUGUGUAUUUAUGUAGGUCUGGAAUUUAUUCAAUGCAUUACCACAACAUUUAAUAAAGUUUAAAAGUUUGAGAA
Messenger RNA from Ictidomys tridecemlineatus (thirteen-lined ground squirrel), 2775 nucleotides. NCBI's taxonomy places the organism in Eukaryota, Metazoa, Chordata, Mammalia, Rodentia, Sciuridae. The record is from RefSeq and is a predicted model, not a curated record.